GUUUUCAUUUUUUAUUUUCCCUUCUCCGGCGCUUCUUCCUUCACAUAGCAGCCUUCGCCAUAGUUAGCUGAAAAACUGUAGCCAUCUUCAGAGAGAUAGAGAGAGGCGGAGAGAUACAGAGAGAGAGAUGGCGACUUUCAGUCCGAAGCGAGCAAUGGCGGAGCUACGGCACUCGAGCUCACUCGGGAGCCGAUCCUCUUCCUCUCCGCUGCGCGGCGGCGGCGGUGGCGUUGGCGGUGGAGACGACGACUCGUCGUCGCCUCACGUCCACGAUCACUCUACCACCGGUGGAGACGACGACGACGACCGCCCACGACGGGGAGAUCGCGACCGUUCCUUCUGGUCACUCUCUGGGCUUCACUCGUUGUUCCCUUUCUUCGGUGACGAUCCUAGGGUUUCUCCCCACAAGAACAAGAUCUCGCUUUUGUUGCUGUUUAUUCUAACCGUCGCAAGUUUGAUCUCCGUUUUAGGGAUUGUUAAUCAUUUGAAUACCCCAUAUUUGUGUAGAAAAGAUGGAAUUGUGCUUCACUGCCCACAUGUAAAAGAGACACCUUCUCCCUGGGAGAAUCCUUUGUCUGCUACGACUUCGUGGAAGCCUUGUGCCGAGCGCCAGCUUGGUGGAGUGUCAGAUAUUCCUCCUGAGAAUGAAACAAACGGCUACAUCUUUAUCCACGCUGAAGGUGGUUUGAAUCAGCAAAGAAUUGCUAUCUGUAAUGCUGUAGCUGUUGCCAAGAUUAUGAAUGCAACUUUGAUUCUACCUGUAUUGAAGCAGGAUCAGAUUUGGAAAGACCAAACGAAAUUUGAAGACAUUUUUGACGUAGACCAUUUCAUUGAUUACUUGAAGGCGGAUGUUCGAAUUGUUCGAGAUAUACCUGAAUGGUUCACUGACAAGUCAGAGUUAUUUAGCAGUAUAAGACGAACUGUCAAAAACAUUCCAAAAUAUGCACCAGCACAAUUCUACAUUGACAAUGUUUUACCUCGUAUAAAGGAGAAGAAGAUAAUGGCCUUAAAGCCUUUUGUUGAUCGGCUGGGGUAUGAUAAUGUACCACCGGAAAUCAACAGAUUACGAUGCCGUGUAAACUAUCACGCUCUAGUGUUUCUCCCAGAGAUAGAGCAGAUGGCCGAUUUACUAGUUUCGAGGAUGAGAAAUCGCACAGGAAAGCCAAAUCCAUAUAUGGCUCUUCAUCUGAGAUUCGAGAAAGGUAUGGUUGGCCUAUCCUUCUGUGAUUUUGUGGGAACAAGGGAAGAGAAAGCUAAAAUGGCAGUAUACAGGCACAAGGAAUGGCCUCGGCGUUACAAGAAUGGUUCCCAUCUAUGGCAGCUUGCCCUGCAGAAGCGAAAAGAAGGCCGGUGCCCUCUUGAGCCUGGAGAAGUUGCUGUCAUCCUACGUGCAAUGGGUUAUCCAAAGGAGACGCAAAUUUAUGUAGCAUCUGGUCAGGUCUAUGGUGGGCAGAACCGUAUGGCUCCCCUCAGAAACAUGUUCCCGAAUUUGGUGACGAAGGAGGAGUUAGCGAGCAAAGAGGAACUAGCCAGCUUCAGAAAGCACGUGACGAGCCUUGCGGCCUUAGAUUUCCUGGUCUGCUUGAAAUCAGACGUGUUUGUGAUGACACACGGUGGAAAUUUCGCGAAGCUGAUCAUCGGUGCAAGAAGAUACAUGGGACACCGUCAGAAAUCCAUAAAACCGGACAAAGGGUUGAUGUCUAAAUCCUUUGGGGACCCAUACAUGGGUUGGGAAACAUUCGUAGAAGACGUAGUUGUCACCCAUCAGACACGAACUGGUUUGCCCGAAGAAACUUUCCCUAACUACGACCUCUGGGAGAAUCCUCUCACUCCCUGCAUGUGCAAAGCCUGAUGCUUCUGUUCUGUCCCUCUGUCCUUGCAAAAUCUAUUAUUCUUUUUCUUUCAUUACCAAAGUAUUUGCAUUUUGGACAAAGAGAUGGUUUGGUUGGGGUUUUCACAAGGUAGAUGUUGGGUCUUUAGUUAAUUCUGUAAUCAUUUUGAUAUUGUGUAAAGUUACUUGUUGAAAUAUUUUUAAAUUACAAGAGAUAGGGAAUAGGGAUAUUGAUUGACA
Molecule: messenger RNA, 2071 nt
Organism: Tarenaya hassleriana
Lineage: Eukaryota; Viridiplantae; Streptophyta; Magnoliopsida; Brassicales; Cleomaceae
Exons: 11
Coding region: 128-1852 (574 amino acids)
Source: RefSeq, a predicted model, not a curated record